Messenger RNA from Schistosoma haematobium, 4679 nucleotides. It is a transcript of the gene VANGL1, whose product is annotated as Vang-like protein 1. The record is from RefSeq and is a predicted model, not a curated record. The transcript has 4 exons. Gene Ontology annotation, biological process: Wnt signaling pathway, planar cell polarity pathway; establishment of planar polarity; multicellular organism development. Lineage: Eukaryota; Metazoa; Platyhelminthes; Trematoda; Strigeidida; Schistosomatidae. Gene Ontology annotation, cellular component: plasma membrane. The coding region runs from base 258 to 2678 and encodes 806 amino acids.
UGUUUCCUCGUCAAAAGAUUUGAACGCUCGGCGAAGUGACCAUACUACCUGAAUGUGUAUUUACACUUUCAUCAGAUUCGUUUGGCUCCCUAUCCUCACUAAAAAACCAUGAUUUGAAAUCUGAAUUGAUGCUUGAACCUGAAGUGUAGGAUUGGUUGGCAAUAUUCAGAUAUUGGAUAUUGAGGAUAUCUCCUCGAAGGUCAUACUACGCGGGAGAGUACUUUCGAUUGCAAGGCGAUCCAUCUAAAUGGUGAUAUAUGGAUGGAGAAAGUGUGCGCAGUGGACGAAGUGAAAAAAGUGACCGUUCUCGUCGGUCAAAACGCAUUCAGCGGACGAGUAAUGUCACCUCCACUCAACCCGCGUGUAUGUUCCAAGGACAAGUAAAGAGUGUGUUAGCUUCUCAUAAUCAACCACUAGCUAUUGGCCAGAGCAUGCAAAAUGUGGAUACAGUUGUCCGUCAAUCUCAAUGCAAUUUAAUGCCAAUUGUCCCACAGCCUCAUAUGAGCAUGUUUCCGCAGCAACCAAUAGGAAUGCAACAGCCUAAUUCUCAUCCUUAUACAUUAGAAACAUGGAUUCCCCCUUUAAUGCCGAUGAACCCCAAUUUCUCCUCUUGUUCUCAGCCAAGCAUGUACAUCCCUAACGCUCAGAGUUGGACCGAUCAAUCUGUACAGCAGGUAUAUGCCCAACAAAUAAUUCAUCCGUCUAUGCCUUCUCCAUUCACCCGACCCCCAAUUUGUGCAGGAGCACAAUCAAAUCAACUUCAGUCACAACAACAGCAGGUCGGUUCUUUCAUACCUCCUGGACAACAGCAUCCUUUAGCACAUACUGCUGCAUCCCAUGUUUCGCCUUCCCAGAUACCUUCUCAACCAUCAUCACAAGUUCCAGAACCAUACCGGUCUGAGCGUUUUGACCCACAACUUACGAACCAAGAUGAAAAUGCUUGGGUUGAAGAGGCUACUGCUGUCACUGGCGCUACAAGUGAGACUGGACUCAGUGGUGACAAUUUCUCACGAUUUGGAGCACGUUACGGCCUAGCAACCUCACUAGGUAUACAUGCCAAUGGUGGUACCGGCUGUAAUAUUAGCGGUGCUGCAGCUGCUUUAAUACGAUCCGAAGCGGAUGAAAUAAAAAUAUUCAAAUGCUCACAUACAUUAAGUUUUGCCAUUUCUGCAUUUCUGGCAAUUGGUUCAUUACUGUCUCCAGUUCUAAUGCUUUUACUCCCACUUUUUCCGUUUUGGAUUGGAUGGUCGACCGAAGGGUGUGAACCAACUUGUGAAGGACAUCUCAUCAGUAUAUGUGUAAAACUUGUACUUCUCGCUAUCGCGCUGUGGUUUUUAAGUUCCCCUUGUCGACCAUUUUGUGGCAGUGCUACUGCCAUACUUCCACGUAUCCGUCUUUGUCGAACUCUUUUUCUUUGUCUUGUGUUAGUUGUUCUGUUUGCAUUUUGGUUGUUUUAUACUGUUCGUGUUAUACAGCCAAAGGAAUCUGAUUAUCUUUCCAUAGUAGUUUUUGCCGGCAGUUUGACAGAUACUUUACUCUUUUUACAUUAUGCCGUUAUCGCCCUUAUGGAACUACGUAGAAUCCGAUUUCAGUACGUCAUACACAUUGUACGUUCUCCAGAUGGAAUGUCAAGAACUUUAAAGUGUGGAGAGAUGUCGUUGCAGCGGGCGGCCAUAGAAGUUUUGCAGUUCUACAUGGUAGAAUUCACAGCUUACAACCCAAAUCAAAACUCAUCUUUCAACAGCGGGGGUGGAGGUAAACGUAAUCGUCGCGGUGGUUCUGCUUCUGGUAGUGGGAAUGGCGGUGGGUCCAAGUAUAAAUUUUACGAUGUAGAUAGUGGUGGGGCUGGUCUAGGUAAAUCAGAAAAUGGUGUUACGUAUACUGUUGAGCAGUCUGGUGCUAUUACUGCCCCUAGUGCUUCAGUUCGUUUGUAUGAGGAAAUUGAGUUGGAAAAAAGGAUACGUAAACGGCGCAUGAGACUACUUUUGGCAGUUGAGGAGGCUUUUACUCAUGUUAAGCGCCUUGCUGCUGAAAACUGCAAUAAUGAGGGGACUGUUGGUGUUGUUGAGUGUGAUCAAACCUUGGUACCUUUCAAAAACAAUCGAAGUAAUGGGAGGAUGUCAAAGCUUACUUGCUCUCCAGGAAAAUCUUUGGAUCCGUACGAAGCAGCACAAGCUGUUUUCCCAACUCUCAUCAGGCCGUUACAAAAGUAUAUGCGUGUUACACGUCAACAAGCUCGUCACCCUGUGGAUAUGGUAAUUGAUCAUCUUGCUCUUUGUUUAGCUUAUGGCCUGUCACCUCACGCUUUCUUGGAAAGAUUUAAUCCUUCGGCUGCUACACCACAACAAGACGCAGCCGCAGCUGCAGCAGCCAUUGCAACAGUGAAGAGAGCCAAGUAUCAACAGAAUAUCAAGCAAGUUAACACUUCAGACAAUCUAGAUCCAUAUCCUCUACUUCCUAAAUUAGUGCAUCCAGGCGGACAGCAGGUAUGGAGUAUUGUGGCUGAUCGGGCUCUGUCUCGUAGUUUAGCGGAUGGUGCCAUAUUUCAGCUUCGUCGUGGAAAUGAGCUGUCGUUGCUUUGUACUGUUAGACGCCUGCCGCUUAUCUAUCUUAUCGAAGAAAUAUUAGAACCCUUGGAAGCAGGUAGAUUUGUCUUACGAACUGAUAAUGCAGUAUGACUUUCUAAUGGACUUCUACAAUGUUCAGGGAAUGUGAUCUCAUCCAUCUCAUUUGCUUUUUUAACCCAAUUUCGGUUUGCAUUUCUAAAUAUGCACCGGUAUUGACCAAUAUGCUGAUUACAUUGCUCGAUCCAGUUUUAUCCAUUCGUCAAUUUUUGCAUUUAUAUGAAGUUCAGAAUUCGUUUGCUUUUCACACAAGUUAUUGUUUUUGGUCAGUCUAACAUUAUUGUUUGUAUUGCAUUUGAUUUUUUUGUUUUUGCUUUGUGUUUUAUGGAGCUGCUUUAUGUACGUUCAUCUUUUGAAGUUUACAGGUGCUUUUAUUUAUUUUCGAUGAUUAACUACUAGUCAUUAUAAUAAUUGUUAUGAAUCGGUUUAAAAAUCGUUGUCACAAGUUAUUAUUAACAACAGUAAUUUUGCUGUGCUGUUAAUUUUCUUUUUCUUGCAUUUCAAGCUUCCACUUGUCAUUUCCUAAGGAAUCAUGUAUUAAGUUUACUUCUAGCUUUAUUAUAAUUACUAUUCCCGUGUACCGGUUUAAUCGAUGUUAUUACCGGUUAAUGUCAAUAAUCUUGUUUCUUCAGUGGAUUUCGAUCUUUUGCUCAUCGAGUUUUUAUAAAAUGUAGCUGAGUAUAAAUGAUUUAGAGUUAAUAUUCUUUAAGAUAUUUACUUGAAUCGCGCUUAAGGUGUCUAUAGUAUUCCAGUUUUUAUGACUUAACAUUGAAGGCGUAAUGUAUGCACAAACGUACAUAGAACAUGGAUAUAGAUACCUAUGGAUAAUAAGGAUUAUGUCAUCCUCGUCAAAAAUAAUGUAGAAAUUAUUGUUUCUGAUUAGCUUUUACAUAUUUAAUACUUGUUGUAGAACAUACUAAGUAAAUACUCCAAGGAGUAGAGUGAGUCGACAGUAUGUCUCACCGGUUACUUUGAACUUAUUCAUCAUUCUGUGAAUGCUGAAAAUGCCACUAGAGAUAAUUUAUGUAAUCCCACCGUAAACGAUACACAUAUUCGAAUUAUCGCGUAGAUAAAUUCAAUAAUUCGAUCUCCAUUUACGGUAGUAGUUAUCUGAUGUAUUGAACAAAACAGAAGUAACCAAAUUAGGUCCUCAAUAACACUCUGAAAUGACUUGAAGGGCAAAUUAAUAUGAUUGGCUAGGAAAUUAAUUGAUUUUCUAAGGGGUAGUAAUGUAUCUAAAUAAAUGAGUGUUUAUGCAUUUUAUUCAGUAGCCCAGUAGGCUUUUUCUUACGCUCUUGUCUUCUCGCUCAAGUAGUCAGUUCUGGCGAUUAGCGCGAAGACACCGCCCAUCAUAACGUUGUUCGUAAGAUUAAUAUGCAAACAUUUUUAGUUCGAUUCAAAUGCAAUUUCUUUCUAACUAGGAUACAAAGUACUUGAUUCAGAUAUAUAGAUUCAUUAAAAUCGGAGCUUAUGGAAACAAUAAAAGACAAACAUCAUAGUUUAAGAUUCUCGUCACAUCCCAUGUGUAGAGAAUAUGUGUGUAGUGCUUUACAUCUUAGAGCUUGUUUAUAUGUAUGCAUACGAAAAACUACGCACUGCUGUAAAAGGAGCGUUUUCUUAAUCCAAUCUGUUGUGAGAACUGGAAUUUGAUGAUGAUACACAUUUAUAGUAAAGGCAUGCAAUCUGACUAUAAGAUUUUAAACUGAAUUUAAAUGUUUGGUUGUUGUAAGGAACGUGUUACAUCUUCGUAAAUGAGUUUCAAACCUGGUGCUGCUUUGGAAAUAACUAAAAGUAGCUAUAUGAAUAACUCAGUUUCCUUUGUUUGUGGUUUUGUUCUGAACAAUUUCAAAUUAAUUUACAGUUGGCCGUAUAAUUUUAAUGAGAAUAAACUAGUAAAUACACAGAACAAUCAAAAUUAUAUUAUAGGAAUAUAUUUAUAAGGAAAAACGUAGUUCAGUCAUUAUUGGUCAUUAAAAGUAUCAAAAGCUAGGUAUCUGUCACGGUUUAUGACUGAAACCUUAAUUGACUGGCAGAUAUUAACUGUUUCAUUGUCUU